Messenger RNA from Mya arenaria, 2378 nucleotides. RefSeq names its product peroxisome biogenesis factor 10-like. Gene Ontology annotation, biological process: protein import into peroxisome matrix. Bases 144 to 1091 code for a protein of 315 amino acids. The record is from RefSeq and is a predicted model, not a curated record. The transcript is spliced from 9 exons. Gene Ontology annotation, molecular function: zinc ion binding. NCBI's taxonomy places the organism in Eukaryota, Metazoa, Mollusca, Bivalvia, Myida, Myidae. Gene Ontology annotation, cellular component: peroxisomal membrane.
UAUUUAGUGUGAAUUAAAAAUUAUGUAUUGAUAACAAAAUGAAAUUUUAAACGAAUACAGUUGUGAAUUACAUUUCUUGGAUUCAAUGGUGACAUCUUGAAUUUCUUUUCUGAUCCAUACUAGUUCUGGCUUCCAUAACUUUAAUGUUGAUAUUUAUUUUUUUGAUGUUUACAACACAUCCAAAAAGAGAUAUGUUCAAAGCUGCAGGAAAGGCAGAGAUUGUUCGGUCUCACCAGAAGGAUGAGUACUACCUCACAUACCUGCGCAAUCUUACAGCUGAUGUUAUACAUAACACCCUAGGGCCAAGGGUAUGGAUAGCGUGGCGUAAAGAGGUGGAUCUGCUGGCAGACCUAGGUUAUUUCCUCCUCACAUCAUUUUCAGGUUUCCAGACUAUUGGUGAAGAAUAUGUGAAUAUAGUACAAGUGGAUCCAACCAGAAAACGUGUGCCUUCACAAAUGAGAAGAGGGCUCAUGGUUCUUGUCCACGUUCUGACCCCAUAUCUGUUACGAAAGCUUUUCGAUUGGCUGGAAAAAAGGCUGAGGUCACAUGACCAUCAGGAGGUCCCAUUGGAAACAAGGGAAUUUCUGCUACAGUGUAUCCCCGUGGCUCAGAGCGUUGUUCUUUACACACACAGGCUGCACAUGGCGGUCUUCUAUCUGCGGGGUUUGUUUUAUCAUGUGGCCAAAAGGAUUAGUGGGAUUGAAUAUUUGCAGUAUACUGGUGGUGUAUCGAGGCCCCCGGAUGAAAGUGUGACCAUGACUUUCCGGGCUCUGGGCUGGAUCACACUUGCACAGCUUGUAGGCUCCGGCUUGCUAGGGGCAUACAGAUAUGCCCAGGAAAAAGCCAGGAUGGGUUCCAAUCUUGCGGUGGAGAAAACAGAUGGAGAGUCAGUGUCCGGAGUUGUCCCCUCUGACAGGAAGUGUGCUCUCUGUUUGGAGGAGAGAAAGCACAGCUCAGUGACACCAUGUGGCCAUCUGUUCUGCUGGUCCUGUAUACACGACUGGUGUGCAACAAAGGCUGAGUGUCCUCUAUGCCGAGAGAAGUUUGAACAGCACAGAAUAGUCCCCCUUCAGAACUUUGACCCUCCCUGAUGAUUGUCGCUCAAUAGUUAUUAUAUCUGUGAUAGAAUUUGUGUAUAGGACUAAAUAACGCUUAUAGAGACAUUUACUGAAUUAACAUGAUGGUGUGUCCUGUUAAACGUUUUGGUACAACUGUACACUGUAAAUGACUACAGUCAAAACACGUUGGCUCGAUUUCCUGGUUGGCUCGAUUUGGAUGUAAAGGACCAAUUUUGUUUUACCUCUGUAAGCAUUCCAUCUUGGCUCGAUAUUUGCGAGGCUCACAGUAUUUCGGCCGGUCCCUGGGAUAUCAAGCCAACAGGUUUCAACUGUAUAAAAGUACAGGCUGUUUUAAAAUUACUUUUUCAAGGAAAGGCAGCGUUAUUACUGGUAGUAUGUUAUACUUGUUUAUAAUUGUUUGCCAUUGCUCAGAGUGAUAAAGGGAAAAGGUUUUGUUAAGAACUAUUCCAGUAAAACAUAUAACCCAUGGGGGGGAAGGCAAUUAUUUUCUUAAUAUAUGGGUGGGUGUCUCUUUUCACUGAUUUGGACCCCAAAAGGGUAAAUUUGCUUCUGUAGGGGUGGUGGCAUCAUAAUUCAAAAGUGCCUUCCACUUGAGGUUAUAUGUUUAAAUGGAAUAGCCCUAAGUUGGAAUUUAUAUUAUUGUACUAUAUAUUAAUGAUUUCAAAUCUUAGGGAAGAACAUAAAAUUUUAUAAAAAUCUGUUUUUCAAGGAUGGUCAGUGUUAUGAGUACAAUGUAUAUAAUUCUUUUAUCACAUGCUUACCCUUGUUUUCCGUGUAAUAUACCCAUUACGAAUAUUUUUAUCUUACACAUGUGUAAGAUAACAUAUCAGACAUUUCUAUUGGCUAGACUAAUCACACGCGACCUAGAUAUCAUUUGGAACUAUUUAUAUGGCGCAUCGUUGACAUUCCACUCAGUGUACUUUGGCUGUCAAACAAUGGGUUUAGAAAGUGGAACAUGGAACUAAAUUGGUAAUAAAAACACCAUUUUAAGCAUGUGAUAAAAAAGAUCGGACACUCGUUGUCAUUUUAUACAAGAUUUUUAUUAAACUCGUCCAUGAAAGUUGUUAGUAUCGCCAGAGGCUCACUUACUAACAAAUUUCAUGAACUCGUUUAAUAAAAUCUUGCAUUAAAUGACAACUUGUGUCAGAUCCUAUAUAUCUAUAAUGUUUUGCCAUUGCUUUAUAUGAUGAAAUAUUGUAAUAUUAAUUUGGCAUUCCUUUUAUUGCCCUACAUAUUAGUGAUAUCAAUUUCGAAGCAAAUCAAUAUUUCAGCAAUGUUUUGCAAUAACUGGUAUCAACA